AUGGUCAUCGUCAUCGUCAUCGUCAUCGUCAUCGUCAUCGUCAUCGUCAUCAUCGUGGUCAUCGUCACCAUCAUGGUCAUCAUCAUGGUCAUCAUCAGCAUCGUUGUCAUCGGCAUUGCCGUCGGUAUCGCCAUUGUGGCUAUCGGGCGCAACUACGCGGCCCACGCCGCCGAGUUGGCCAACCCUGUCCCAGCUGCUCCGGUCGUCUUUCUCAAGCCGACCUCGGCGUACAUCGGGCCUGGGGAGGCCAUCCGCGUCCCGAUGGGCGUGCCGGAGCUGCAUCAUGAGGUCGAGCUGUGUGUGGUCAUCGGCGAGUCGGCAAAGGGUCUGGAUCUUCCGGCCGAUCCGUCACCGGCUGCGGCCAAGGCGGGCGCCGGGGUUGAUGCUGCCGUGGAUGCCGCCAUGGCGGUCGUCGGAGGCUACGCGCUCGGUCUGGACAUGACCGCUCGCGAGGUGCAGAGCGUGGCCAAGGGGAAGGGCCUGCCGUGGACCGAGGCAAAGGGCCGCGACACCUACGCCCCGAUCUCGGACCUCAUCGCCAAGGACGCGCUCGGCGAUGACGUCCACGACGUCCGGCUGUGGGCAGAAGUCAACGGCGAGCUGCGGCAGGACGGCGGUGCCACUGACAUGCUGUUUUCGGUCCCGUACCUGGUUGCGUACGUCUCGCGGCUGAUGUCGCUCGCUCCUGGCGACGUGAUCAUGACCGGCACUCCGUCGGGGGUGGGCCCUGUGGUGCCCGGUGACUCGAUCCGCGUCGGCCUCGCCCGCGGCGCCGACAACGUCGCGCACGCCGAUCCGGUCGCCGACCUCACAUUCGCCGUCGAGCAGGGCAUGUGGUAG
This is a messenger RNA of Thecamonas trahens ATCC 50062, 840 nucleotides long. RefSeq names its product fumarylacetoacetate hydrolase domain-containing protein 1. Gene Ontology annotation, cellular component: mitochondrion. Bases 1 to 840 code for a protein of 279 amino acids. The record is from RefSeq and is a predicted model, not a curated record. The transcript has 2 exons. Lineage: Eukaryota; Apusomonadida; Apusomonadidae. Gene Ontology annotation, molecular function: acetylpyruvate hydrolase activity.